AUGUGAGAUAUGGAGUUUUCGAUGUGGGGCUGUCUGCUUCUCGCUCUGUUUACGGCCAGCAUCGGCGUCGAGGGAAUUGACCGCCGCGGCGCGCGUACGGAGAGAAUUUCAGGAAGUGCUGGUGAUGUUCUUGAUGAUAAUCCUGUGGGAAAAUUGAAAGUUUAUGUGUACGAGCUUCCGAGCAAAUACAACAAGAAGAUCCUGCAGAAAGAUCCGCGUUGUCUUACGCACAUGUUUGCUGCUGAGAUAUUUAUGCACCAGUUUCUCUUAACCAGUGCUGUUCGAACUCUGAAUCCGAAUGAAGCAGAUUGGUUCUACACACCUGUUUACUCAACUUGUGAUCUGGCACCCAAUGGAUUGCCACUGCCUUUCAAAUCGCCAAGAAUGAUGAGGAGUGCGAUACAGCUCAUCUCGGCUAGAUGGCCUUACUGGAAUCGAACUGAAGGAGCUGAUCAUUUCUUUCUUGUUCCCCAUGAUUUUGGUGCCUGCUUCCAUUAUCAAGAAGAGAAAGCUAUAAAGAGGGGGAUCCUUCCGUUACUUCAACGUUCUACCUUGGUUCAAACUUUUGGACAACAAAACCAUGUCUGUUUAAAUGAUGGUUCGAUAACUAUACCUCCAUAUGCGCCUCCAGAGAAAAUUAUGUCCCACUUGAUUCCCCCCGACACGCCAAGAUCCAUCUUCGUCUAUUUCCGUGGUUUGUUCUAUGAUGUAAACAACGACCCUGAAGGUGGUUACUACGCGAGAGGUGCUCGGGCGUCCAUGUGGGAGAACUUCAAGAACAAUCCACUGUUUGACAUCUCCACAGACCACCCAACCACAUACUACGAGGACAUGCAGCGAGCUGUAUUCUGUUUAUGCCCUCUGGGUUGGGCUCCAUGGAGCCCCAGACUCGUGGAAGCUGUGAUUUUUGGUUGCAUUCCGGUGAUCAUAGCAGACGACAUCGUGCUGCCAUUUGCAGAUGCUAUUCCAUGGGAGGAAAUAGGCGUGUUCGUAGCAGAGAAGGAUGUCCCAUACUUGGACACUAUCCUCACAUCCAUCCCGGCUGAUGUGAUUCUACGGAAGCAGAGGCUACUUGCUAAUCCUUCCAUGAAACAGGCGAUGUUGUUCCCUCAGCCAGCACAAUCGGGAGAUGCUUUCCACCAAAUCUUAAACGGGCUAGCCCGGAAGCUGCCUCACGACAAGAAAAUAUACUUGAAGCCUGGCGAGAAGGUUUUGAACUGGACUGCAGGACCAGUUGGGGACCGCAAGCCUUGGUGAAGAUGCGAUCGAGUUUCUUGCCCGCCCAGAAAGUAAUGGUCUGUCAAGUUCCUAAUUUUUGUUUAUGGUCUGUCAAAUUGCUAAUUUUUGUGUAUACGAGUUGAAGAAUGAAACUUUUAAGAGGGUGAUAGAAUUUGGUGGGAGUGGGAUUCUUGAAUGAAAUCCGAUUCGUUGGAUCA
Messenger RNA from Salvia hispanica, 1436 nucleotides. Its product is annotated as putative beta-1,4-xylosyltransferase IRX10. Gene Ontology annotation, biological process: plant-type secondary cell wall biogenesis; glucuronoxylan biosynthetic process. Gene Ontology annotation, molecular function: glucuronoxylan glucuronosyltransferase activity; 1,4-beta-D-xylan synthase activity. Lineage: Eukaryota; Viridiplantae; Streptophyta; Magnoliopsida; Lamiales; Lamiaceae. The record is from RefSeq and is a predicted model, not a curated record.